AUGAAGUUCGACCUCACCUCAACCCUCCUAACCACAACCACGCUCUUAAGCGGCGCGCUCUCCCUCCCUCAAACAUCCAAGCUUGCCUCUCGUAUCGAAGCCCGCUCCCUAAACCGACAAUCGCAUCCUCUCACCCGCGAAGAUGGCCGGCAGUCGGGAAAUCAGACAGGCUUCCGAAUGGCCAACACAGCCGCUGUAGCAUACAGCAACAACUGGGCCGGCGUUGUCCGCGAGAGCGCACCUCCAGGAGGCCCCUACACAGCCGUCAGCGCGACAUUCACGGUACCAAAACCCACAGCAGCGCCCAACACAGCAGGAAUACAAGCCGGCUCCGCGUGGGUAGGGAUCGACGGCGACACCUACAGCGGUGCAAUCCUGCAGACGGGUGUGGACUUUUACAUCGAGAACGGACUCGUUCACAACGAUGCUUGGUUUGAGUGGUACCCCGACUACGCGUACGACUUCAACCUAGCUGUCAACACAGGAGACGUGAUUGUGGCCAAAGUCGAGGCACUCUCGCCGAGCGAGGGGGUGGCUAUCAUUGAGAACAAGAACACAGGAGAGACUGCAACGCAGACGGUUGGUGCGCCUAAAGCCGAGGCGACGCUGCAGGGGGUGAAUGCGGAUUGGAUUGUCGAAGACUUUCAGUCCGGUGAUGCGAUUGUUGCCCUGGCAGACUUUGAGCAGGUCACGUUUACGGGAUGUGAGGCGAAGGCGCAGAAUGGAGACUCGCUUGGGCUGGAUGGGGCGACGAUUAUUGAGCUCCAGCAGAACAACAAGGUGCUCACACAGGUGACGGUCAAGGGAAGUAGUGAGAUGACCGUUGAGAGUAAGCUGUGA
This is a messenger RNA of Aspergillus mulundensis, 840 nucleotides long. RefSeq names its product A4/G1 family peptidase. Gene Ontology annotation, molecular function: glutamic-type endopeptidase activity. Lineage: Eukaryota; Fungi; Ascomycota; Eurotiomycetes; Eurotiales; Aspergillaceae. The transcript has a single exon. The record is from RefSeq and is a predicted model, not a curated record. The coding region runs from base 1 to 840 and encodes 279 amino acids. Gene Ontology annotation, biological process: proteolysis.